AUGGUAAAAAAUAUUCUUGCUAUCGGUAAGACUGGUCUUGGAAAAACGACUAUUUGCCGUUUACUUUGUGAUCCUAACGUUACUGGCUCAGAUGGUUCUGAAUCAGCAACAGAAAAAGUAGAUAUUCAUGAAGGAAACGGGGUCCGUUACUUUGAUACUCCAGGUUUUGACGACACGCAUGGAAAAAGUGACGAACAAACCUUUUACGAAAUUUUGCGUCGGUUCCAAGGCCUUAGUAUAAAUAAUCAAUUCCAGGUGGAUGCCAUUUUAUGGUUUUGUGAAACAAAUAUACGCGCAUUACAAUCAUUUAAAAAGGAGGCCAAGUUUAUGCAAAGACUUAUAGAAUAUACUGAUUAUGCUAAUCCGGUGGAUUUUUGGAGUAGUGUUUUGAUUGUAUUUAAAACACAACAUUCAGAGGAAGGACCGAAAAGGGCUGCCAUGGAAAUUUGCAAAGAAUAUUGUGAAAAUGAAUUUGAAAACGACAAAUUCUUGAUCGAUAGUUUUCCAUGUUAUAUUAAGGACCUUAACCCAGAUGACGGUUCGAAUGAUUUUCAACGUUCAUGUAGUGGUUAUUUUCAAUCUCAAGUCAGCGAAAAACUUAGUAAAAUGAUUUCAAAACGCAAACCAAUUAAGAUUUUCUUCAAACAAGCAAGAUGUAAUAAUUGCAAUGCAAAGAAUGAUCCUAGGCUUUUUGGUGAAAAAUGCCAUAGUGAACCAAUCCUACGUCAUCAGAUAGAAUAUGAAUUUUACCACAAACAGGAGCUUGGGAAAUAUCACAGUGGUGAAAUUACUCAUAUUCACAUAGAACAUGAAGAAACUACUACGGAACGUAUAAUGAAUGGUGCAGCAUCUUAUUUUAUCUCAUCAUGGGGAAAAGCUGCGAUGAAGGGACUUAGGGAAGCGAUUAUGGAAACUAAGGAAACUAGUCAACAUUAUGAUGAAGAUAAUUUUGGUUAUUUACUGACUAAUAUCAGUGAUCUUCCUUCGCAUUUCAAAAAGGGUGACGUCACGUGCGACAACUGUAGUAAAUCAGUAAAUGAACGGGGAUGCAUUAAAAAAUGCGAUCAUUGCGAAGAUAAGAAAAAGAAUGUAUGUAUUAAAAACGAGGAUAUAUGUAAAGAUGGUAAAAUAUGUAUAGACUGUAAGAAAAAUGAACAGGAGGGAUGUAAAGAAGGAUAUCUUUGUUGCAAGAUGCCCAGGGGCGAUAGAGGGUGUCAACUGCGGGAGAUAUGCAUAAAUUGUGAGGAUGUAAAAUCGCAGGGAUGCGCAAGAUACUGCAAAUCAUGUGGAAAAAUCUGCUCAGAGAAUCCUGGUUGUUUACGAUUAGAACAUGAUCCCGUAUUAGAUCAGUAA
Messenger RNA from Acaulospora morrowiae, 1353 nucleotides. The record is from the annotation of a GenBank genome assembly. NCBI's taxonomy places the organism in Eukaryota, Fungi, Glomeromycota, Glomeromycetes, Diversisporales, Acaulosporaceae.